This is a messenger RNA of Pangasianodon hypophthalmus (striped catfish), 3130 nucleotides long. RefSeq names its product nuclear respiratory factor 1 (gene nrf1). Gene Ontology annotation, molecular function: RNA polymerase II cis-regulatory region sequence-specific DNA binding; DNA-binding transcription factor activity, RNA polymerase II-specific. Bases 179 to 1693 code for a protein of 504 amino acids. NCBI's taxonomy places the organism in Eukaryota, Metazoa, Chordata, Actinopteri, Siluriformes, Pangasiidae. Gene Ontology annotation, cellular component: nucleus. Gene Ontology annotation, biological process: regulation of transcription by RNA polymerase II. The transcript has 11 exons. The record is from RefSeq and is a predicted model, not a curated record.
UGUGUGUGAGAGAGUGUGUGUAAGUGAGAGUGUGUGUGUGUGUGUGUGUGUGUGUGUGAGAGUGUGCGCGCGCGCUCUGUGUUCUUUGUCCUCCAUUGCAGGUCACAGUCUGAGCUCCGCUGUACCGCGCAGGCCCGGAGUAGCGCAGCCGCUCUGAGUUUAAGGAAAGCUGUAUGAAAUGAUGGACGACCACACAGUACAUCAGGCGGAGCACAUGACUACCAUCGAGGCCCAUGCUGUUUCUCAACAGGUUCAUGUGUCUACUUACACAGAGCACGGCAUGCUCAGUGCUGAUGAGGACUCUCCUUCUUCCCCUGAUGAUGACACUUACGAUGACUCUGACAUCCUAAACUCAGCAGGAACAGAUGAGGUUACAGCACAUUUGGCAGCUGCAGGUCCAGUCGGCAUGGCAGCUGCUGCUGCUGUGGCAACAGGGAAAAAACGCAAAAGACCACACAUCUUUGAGUCAAACCCAUCAAUACGCAAAAGACAGCAGACUCGCCUGCUCAGGAAGUUGAGAGCAACACUGGAUGAAUACACAACACGAGUUGGACAGCAGGCCAUUGUUCUUUGUAUUUCUCCGUCUAAGCCUAAUGCUGUCUUUAAGGUGUUUGGUGCUGCUCCACUGGAGAAUGUGGUCAGAAAGUAUAAAAGUAUGAUUCUGGAGGAUCUGGAAAAUGCCCUAGCUGAACACGCACCACCUGGUGGUGGAGACCUGAGCUCUGAACUACCUCCACUUACCAUUGAUGGCAUCCCUGUGUCUGUGGAUAAAAUGACACAGGCUCAGCUCCGAGCUUUCAUUCCUGAGAUGCUGAAAUAUUCUACAGGUCGGGGGAAACCUGGUUGGGGUAAGGAGAGUUGCAAACCUAUUUGGUGGCCAGAGGACAUUCCCUGGGCCAAUGUGCGAAGUGAUGUGCGUACAGAGGACCAGAAACAGCGGGUGUCAUGGACGCAGGCCCUGAGGACGAUUGUUAAGAACUGCUACAAGCAACAUGGGAGAGAGGAUUUACUCUAUGCAUUUGAAGACCAGCAAAUCACACCUCAACAGGUUGCUGCAGCAGCCACACACAGCAUUGCUCACCUGGUGCCUUCACAAACAGUCGUUCAGACAAUCAGUAACCCUGAUGGAACCGUCUCGCUUAUACAGGUGGGCACUGGAGCAACUGUAGCCACACUUACUGAUGCAUCCGAUUUACCAGGCACUGUUACUGUUGCCCAGGUGAACUAUUCUACAGUGACGGAUGGGGAGGUCGAGCAGAACUGGGCAACAUUGCAGGGAGGUGAGAUGACCAUUCAGACCACGCAAGCAUCUGAGGCUACACAGGCAGUAGCUUCUUUAGCAGAGGCUGCUGUUGCUGCUUCCCAAGAUAUGCAGCCAGGAGCAACAGUUACCAUGGCACUCAACAGUGAGGCAGCAGCCCAUGCUGUGGCAACGCUGGCAGAGGCUACUCUUCAAGGAGGUGGACAGAUUGUGUUGGCAGGAGAGACAGCAGCUGCAGUAGGAGCUCUCACUGGAGUGCAAGAUGCCAAUGGUUUAGUCCAGAUUCCCGUGAGUAUGUAUCAGACUGUAGUUACCAGUUUGGCCCAGGGAAAUCGGCCUGUUCAAGUUGCCAUGGCUCCUGUUGCCACACGCAUUGACAACACUGUAACAUUGGAUGGGCAAGCUGUGGAGGUUGUAACCUUAGAACAGUGACACACUUGCAAAUAUGUUGGGUAAAAACCUGUGCCCUUCCAUAAAUGGAUAUUUUUAACAGGGAAUUAAAAGUUAUCAAGGAUUCAUGUUUGUUUUUUAGUAGUGUAAUCGUUAUGUUUCAAAUAAUGUUUGGAUUUUUUUUCGUCCUCUGUGUUUCUAGUCAUAGGAUAUAAAUAGACCAAAUAAAUGGACCAAGUUCAGUGUGGCAGCAGCAGCCCCUGAAUAAAAUUCUUCUACAUUUUUGUCCUCGCCAAAAAUACUUUUUUCAUCUGUUUUAAUAGCUGAAUUCAUUUCAUUGACACGUUGAUUUCUGAACAAUGUGUUUGUGCCAUUUUACUUUUUGUCAUAAAAGUCAUAAAUUGUGCUAUUGUGUUUGCUUGCAUUGUGAUAGAACUGAUGUAGGCCAGCAGAAAAAGUGUACUUUGUGUUGUUUUUGCAUGUGUCACAAAUUAAUCUACAGAAUACAAAUAUGUCCCUAAAUUUACUGAGGUAUUCCUGUUGCACCAAAUAUUUGUUACCAUAGAGUUCAAGUAUUAUCUUACAACUGGAAGGUCACUAAAAUGUCUUUUCACUGACAUUAAACUGAUGUUUAAUACUAGCACACUGUUUAAGUAGUACUAAAAGGAUUUCAAAUCUCCUAUUGACCCUAAUAUUCACAUACUCUCCAUUUUUAAACCAUUUAUAAAUGCUCCAUAAGAUUUUGAGUAUAUGUAGGUGUACUCUGUCACACAUAUUUUAUGAUAUUUGCAUCCUGUAAAUCUAAAUCAGCUCAAUUUGAAUUGUGUUCCUCCACAACUGCUCACUGCCUUAUUUGCUAAUUUAAAUAGCAUUUUUCCUAAGCAUAGUUUCACCACUAUUCUAUGCCAGAAAUAACUCAACAAUUGUGUUUUAUUGUGUAUAAAGAUGAAGCUUAUUCUGUGACUCUAUAAACUUACUUUUAUAACCUUGUUGAUCAUGCCAGCAGCUGUUAAGGUUUGAUAUCAUAUGUAUGGCUGUCAUGCAACUUUUUUUUCCACUUAAUGCAUGGAUGUACUGACUAAACUAAAUUGAUCACUGAUUGUAUCUUUAAAAUUACAAUGUAUUGCAUUUUAUUGCAUAGUUUUUCCUGCAGUGAGGGCAGAUACAACAUCUAUAACAUUACCAGCACACCUGUCAUCCAUAUAACCUUCUCAUUAUGUCCAUAGUUGUUUUUGAUCAUAGGGAACAAAUUAGGUUGCCUUAUAAACUGUGAUCCAUUCCCCAUUUGGCAGUGCCUGAUUUUAAAGCCAUUCUGCUCUUGUGGAGGAGGAGAGUGGAGAAAGCAUGCAUACAGGCCUAACCCUGCAGUAUAUCCAAAUAAUGUCCCAUUCUGCAUCCAGGUUAUUAACUGCAGUAGAUUGUGUAAAUGUAACAUGUAACUGCAGCAGAUCAGUAUAAAAUCAUUUUCUCUUAAUCAAA